Pelobates cultripes (western spadefoot toad) is the source of this 7533-nucleotide messenger RNA. NCBI's taxonomy places the organism in Eukaryota, Metazoa, Chordata, Amphibia, Anura, Pelobatidae. The record is from the annotation of a GenBank genome assembly.
GGGUGGGUGAGGAAUAUUUCCUGAAUGACCACAUUCCUGCUCUGUGAUUGGCUAGGUGUUGAACAGGUGUCUGUGAGUCUCAGACAUUGUAUACGCAGUCAGAGGUUCUGGUAGUCACACAACAUUGCCACCAUGCAGCUUUUUGGAAUUGUGAGCACGCUGUUUUUCAUCUUCACAUUUGUGGGUAAGCCUGGGGAAAGAAUUUGGGAUCCUUUUCUUCCUGUUACUCUUUUCAAUCCUGCACGUUCUGAAAACCUUUAAAAAAUAAUUAGGUAUACUAAAGAGUGAGACUUUAAAUCACGCAACACUGUGUUAAUGAUGUUUUAAUUUAUCCAGAGGGGUCAGUCUAGCUGAGUUAUAGUACAUACCUUGCACAUUUGUAUUUUUACCUUGAAAUUCAAGAUGGCAGCUUUGAUUUGGGACCCCUUUCCCAAUAAGAAUUACCCCUACGCUUGUUUUCUAGGUUUUAAAUGAGGUAUUUAAACCCUAUGUAUUUGCAUGACAAAUCUGCAUGUGCUGUGAGACUUUACAGAGUAUAUUCGAGAGCUUGAAAUAGAGAACAUGAUUAUUGUGCAAAAUUCCAGUUAUUGUCACGUUGGCUUUUCUCCAGCACUCCGCAGCCUUAACUCAUAGUAAACUAAAUGGGUCCCUCUCUAGCAGCCAUCCAAUGGUGCAUUCAUAAACUUGCGGGUGUCUCACUGACAAUUUAAGUGCGUUCUCAGACAAAUCAAUUUACCUCCGCAAUGUGCUUACAUACCAGAUGUGGAUUAUGUCGCUACUUGUGCUCAGUAUAUAAGUAGACCUUUAAGAAUAAUGAUUUAAAUGUUUGUUCACUGAAAAUCUCAGGAAUUUAAAUGUCAAAUUUAGGCCAAACGACAGAGAUUUUUACAAUUAAACUAUUUUGGUUUAAAAUUGGGUGAAAAUUUUCGCAUUAUCCAUUUAUUCACACUUCAGUAAACAAGCCUGCUAGAAAUAUCUUAUUGUUCUAGGAUUCUAACUGUGACAAUAUCUCUUAAUAGCAGUUUAUUCACUUAUUAUAGUUUGCUGAAGUUGGCAUAACUUUAAAAAUUGCAUACUUGUUGCAGCAUUUAGGUUGCUGUUGUCUGAGACGCAUGAAGCAAUAAAUUAGCUGUCCCUGCUAUACCUGUGAGACGUUCUACAUGAAAAGAAAAACAAAAUAUAAAGACGAAAUGCAUGUUGGUUGUACAUUGAAUAAAUGUUUAUUGGGGUAGCCUUUUAUAACGAAAGUUCUGAGAAUACAUGUUGACAGAAAGAUUUGAAUUUGCAUUAAUUUGUUUGCUGUACUAGUAAGACUAUUCAUUUUUCUAGCACAUACUAAAUUAUAAUAAAUUAUAGACUGUUUAUAACUUUUUGAUAUGAAUUCCCAUUUUGGGCUUAAGCUCGCGAGGAAGGUAUUUUGGAAGUGAAAAUGGCUCUGGCCAUACUUUAAUAAAUGUGAUUUCCCAAUUAAAUUGAAAUGUAGAGAUUUGACCAGGGAAUUGCAAAUUUUAGGCCACAAUUGCUAAACUAUCUCCAUUGGAAUAAAACAGGAAAAAUACAUAAAUCCUGGACUGUUGGUGGGCCAUGAGGACUGGUUUGAGAAUCACUGAUUUAGAGGUUUAAAUUCUGUGGUUUUUAAAUGAAAAUAAAUCAAAACACUAAAAAUCUUUCUAAAUAAUUAAGACAACUGAAAUAAUUAAGACAACCAUAAGCACAGAGUUCAUUGUAACGGUUAUGGUGCCAGUAGUGACCUGGAGCUGUGGCAGCUCUAGACUUUGUGAGGCCUUAGGCGAAACACAAACAUCUCUACAGCCCCCGUACCCACUUCACUUUUAAUUCACUUUGAAUUCUCAUGUUAGUGAAUAAGCAUGUAUGACUGUAAUGGAGGGAGCAAUGACUAAUUUGGCAAAAACUUGGGCUCUCACAGAACACAACAUUGGCAGGUCUGAUGUGUGUGGGUGAUGUAUUCCAGUUGGUGGGCAUGCCCAUGACACAAUCAAAAUCAUGGACAGUAUUCUCUUCCACAAUGGGGCAACAUCAUCCCGAUGUGCAUGAACGUCAGGAUCACAGGCUGCCUAUAUACCAAGUGCUGCUCUAGCACUCAUGUAUGGUCUUACAAUGCCCUGAAUUUAUAUAGUUAAACAAGCUUUCACUUUCCGUCAGUCUUCCUGACACUGAGUGACAAAGUCGGACUGUCUAAGGACCAAGAAAAAAAUUGGGCGUGCGUGUAACUUGUCUGGUCUGCUCUCAGUAGAUUCCUGGAGCAAGCACAGUUUCAUAUACCUUCCGGUAACAGAACUGCCAGACCUCCAGGCUAUCUGUAGUAUGUAUUUGCUACUAAUGCUACAAAAUAAACCUGCAUUAUUAAUCAAACUUUUCAUCUUUCUCUUGCAGAGGCUCAAAACACAACUCUGUCAUCUGAUGUCCUUGCUAAUGUAUAUGCAAGAUCUGCAAUCAUUGCUUUGCCAGGAUGCACAUAUUCCGGGAAAUCAGCAAAUCUGAAAGUAAUCACCACCAGCAACAACACCGUUUUAACCAGUAUGGCAACACUUUAUAUGCAUUGCAUAGAUACUGACACAGUGCCAAUCAGAGUUAGAUAUUCCUAAACAACAAGCUCUGUUCUUCUCAUAAAAAGGACAAUGGAACUGCAGCCCUGCAGCCCCAGUAGCCUGUUGUUACAUAAUGUUUUGACAUUCUACAAAAUUGAUUUUCCUUUAAUGUGCCUUUGAUCUAAUAAGCUCUAACCAACCUCUUGGUUUAAAGGAUCACUAUACGGUCAGGAACACAAACAUAUAUUCCUGACCCUAUAGUGUUAAAACCACCAUCUAGCCCCCCUGGACCCCUCAUGCCUCCAUAAAUAUAGUAAAAAUCUUACUGUAUUCAAGCCAGAAGCUGUAACUCUAUAUGCUGUUAGACUCAGAAAAACAAGCAGUCUGCUGACAUCAUCAGAAGUGGUAGCAUGAUCCAAUCACAAUGCUUUCCCAUAGGACUGGCUGAGACUGACAAAGAGGCAGAUCAGGGGCAGAGCCAGCAUGAUUCAACACAGCCCUGGCCAAUCAGUAUCUCCUCAUUUGAGAUGAAUUGAAUCAAUGAAUCUCUAUGAGGAAAGUUCAGUGUCUGCAUGCAGAGGGAGGAGACACUGAAUGUUUGGAUGAAUUUUAGGCAGCCAUGACCUAGGAAGGAUCUCUAACAGCCAUCUGAGGAGUGGCCAGUGAAGUUAUCACUAGGCUGUAAUGUAAACACUGCAUUUUCCCUGAAAAGACAGUGUUUAUAGCAAAAAGCUUGAAGGUAAUGAUUCUACUCACCAGAACAAAUUCAAUAAGCUGUAGUUGUUCUGGUGACUAUAUUGUCCCUUUAACAUUAAUUCAAAAAACAACUUACAUAAACUGCACAUCUCUUGUUUGAAACCUUUGCAAGCCAUGCUCUUCUAACCCAGCCCAGCCUUUCUGCCUUUUGACUUUAGCUCCACUGAGCUAAAAAACAAAAACAGGACCGGUUGCCUGACUGAAAGCCUGGGGAUGCAACAACGUUAAUUUAUGCAGUGACAAUUUCUAUUGAAAUCUGCACUCUUUGUAAAAUAACGAAAAAGAGGACACACUCUUCACACACACUGAAGUGCUUUAGGAGUCUGGGGUGUUUAAGGAUAAUUUAAUGACGACUGAUGUUUUAGUAUAACAAUAAUUGAAGACCACAAAUGCUUAAAGGAACACUAUAGCGUCAGGAACGCAAACAUGUAUUCAUGACCCGAUAGCGUUAAAAACACAGUCUAGCGUCAGUGCAUCAGUGAAAUCCCCAUAAGAAAGCAUUAUACUAAAUACUUUAAUACUUUCCUAUGGGAAGGGCCCAAAGUGCUUCGGUGCUUUCUGCGCAUGUGCAUUAGGUCCCCCUGUCGGAUGAAGUUAGAGGAGAAGGAGGAGUGCAGACCCAUUGUGCCAAUUCACAGCCAAUCUGCAGAGACCCAGAGGAGCAUAUUUGAGCUCUGGCAGAGGAAUUCAUAUCACUGAAGCAUAAAACAUGGUUCACAAACAAAGAGGAAGGUCCAUGAGACAUUUUUCUUCAUUAUUGUUUUGUAAUGUGAAGCAAAUGUUAACCCAGAUAUGCACUUGUGUACCCAAUCAUUCAAUUUUACUUUCACUUUUUUUUAGAAAAACUAAUUUUAUCAGCUAUACCUCACCACAUUAUCGUUCUCUAUUUACAGAUAUCAAUUUCACAGUGCCACAGUGCCGUCUGAAACGUGAUCUUGUUGUGAUAAAUAGCGCUGCGUCCGGUAACGUACAGACAGUUAAUGUGGGUUACCAGGUUAAAAGUCUGCUUCCAAGUACCAACUAUGUGUAGGUAGCGCUCUCUUCCUUAAGACAUGACUGUAUGUGCUCUAGUCUAGUCUAUAUAUUUUUAAUGUAUCAUCACCUCUGUCACGUAAAAAUGGAUAAUAAUAAUGAUAAUAAAAAAUAAAAAUGUUAUACAAAUACUCAAAAAAAAAACACACCACACCUUAGUAAAAUACAUAUAUAUAUGGGCUGAAAAACACACUGUGGCUAUGUCUUCUUUGUACCGCUUACUGAUUUAAAUUCAUCAACAUUAAAGGAACAGUAUAGCCAGUGGUGUAUCCUGGUUUUGUGCUGCCCUAGUGGUUGCCGGCUGGGCUGGGCAGGCGGCUGGCGAGGGAGCUCUUCCCCUGAGCGGUCUGCUCAGCUCCCUCGCGUGCCGCAAAGUGAGGCUGGGAGCCGGAAGAUGACGUCAUCUUCCGGCUCCCAGCCUCACUCUGCGGCGUGCGUGGGAGCUGAGCAGACCGCUCAGGGGAAGAGCUCCCUCGCCAGCCGCCUGCCCAGCCCAGCCGGCAACCACUGGACCACCAGGGAGGUAAUGAACCCCCUUCCCCCCCAGCACUCCCAAAGGUAAGGAGGUGGGGGGGGGGGUAAAUAAAAUUAAAAAAAAAUGUUAAUGUGUGUGUGUGUCUGACUGUGUCUGUUAGUGUGUGUCUGUUAGUGUGUCUGACUGUGUUUGUUAGUGUGUGUCUGUUAGUGUGUCUGACUGUGUCUGUUAGUGUGUAUGUGUGUGUCUAACUGUGUGUCAGUGAGUGUUUGCCUGUGAGUGUGUGUGUCUGUUAGUGUGUAUGUGUGUGUCUGACUGUCAGUGAGUGUUUGCCUGUGAGUGUGUGUGUCUGUUAGUGUGUAUGUGUGUGUCUGACUGUCAGUGAGUGUGUGUGUCUGUUAGUGUGUGUGUGUGUGUAUUUGCCUGUGAGUGUGUGUGUCAGUGAGUGUGUGUCUGUUAAUGUGUGUGUGUUUGUUAGUGUGUGUCUGCUAGUGAGUGUGUGUCUGACUGUGUUUGUCUGUUAGUGUGUAUGUGUGUGUCUGACUGUGUGUCAGUGAGUGUGUGUGUGUCUGACUGUGUGAGUGUGUUUGCCUGUGAGUGUGUGUCUGUUAGUGUGUGUGUGUUUCUGUUAGCGAGUGUAUGCGUAUCUGUCAGUGAAUGUAUGUGUGUGUGUAUUUAGAAGGCGGUUGAGGGGGUUGGCUGGGAUGCUUGAGUUUUGUCCUGCCUAGGGCAGCACAAAACCAGGAUACACCACUGGUCCUUGUCCCUAACUUAUUAGGUGCCCCACACCAUCUGACAAGUAAAGGGUUAAAUAACCUUUUUUAGUUACCUUAAUUCCAGCACCGAAUCUAUCUAAGUGCUGGCUAGUUCUGUUUCUCCUGUGGCAUGACUGCGAUGGCGGGACCUAAUGCGCGGAGUUCGCCGCACAUUAAAGCAUUGAAUCAGUACUGAAUUCUCAGAAAACUUCUCAUACAGAUUCACCGCACAUAGACCACUUCAGUUAGAUGAAGUAGUCUGUGUGCAGUGAACCUGAUCAGAUGAAGUGGUCUGGGUGCUAUAGUGACCAUUUAAAGAAAAACUGUAAUCAUUGCAACAAUGUAAUUUAAUUGUAAUAAGCACACAUACAGUACAAACAUAUUUAUCAAACAAACUGAAGCAAUUCUGCAGUAAAGUGCUGAAUAUAAAACAGUGUGUGCAUUCUCUCAUAUGUAGCUAUAGUCACAGUGCUACCCUAGUUUUUCCUUGCCUCAAAUGCCUACAUAUAUAAAGCUGUUUUGUUUACCAGAGUGUCAUAUGAUUCAUUUCAAUCUCUUUUUUUAGGGCCUUCUAUAUUGUUGAAAAUACAUUAUUCACAAAUAUAUCCUUCACAACGAAUUCUGGUAAGCACUGUUUGUUUAAAGUGACUCUGUCACCUUAAACUUGUCUUUCUUCUAUUUUUUUUUUAAUGUUUUCCUCUUUCAAAAUCUAUUAUUUUCUUCAUUUCUGAUCUAUUUCUCUUUAAAACAUAUCACAAACUAGGUACUACUUUGUCUUACGUAUUUUUCAUAUGCUUGACAAUCUUGAUAAAGGGUGGAGCUUAAGACAAGCUCCACUAUCUUGACAAUGGGAGUGGAGCUUACCUUAUGCCUUAAAGGGAUUCUAUAAAAUAAAACCAUUUUCCUGGCACUAGAGAAUCCUAAAAAAAAAACCUUCAGUCACUUACCUGAAUCCAGCACCGCUGUCCCUGGGUUAGGCUCUGACCACGCUCCUUCCCUGUCGACGUCACCAGGCGAGGGAGACCUAAUGCACAUGCGUGGCAAUGGCCGCGCUCACAUUAGGAUUUCCCCAUAGGAAAGCAUUAUUCAGUGAUUUUGUUAUGGGGAAUAAUCUGACACUGGAGGUCCUCAAUAAGAGGUGUACCACCUGUUAUGAUGUAGAGUUCUCACCUUGUCACAUAAUGAUUUUAUAAAUAAAUCCUGACUGCCACGUCCCAAACCAAUAAUCUUAUAUAGUACAAAUAUGGAAACUAACACCUCACAUUCAUUUAAUUCUUUUGCUCUAUUCACAGACAGUGCUUCGCCCAGUGUUACCUUUGCUCGAAGUGGUGGAAUGGUGGUGAUCACGGUCCUAUUAUCCAUUGCAAUGGUCCUGCUAGUUGUUCUCCUUAUUGUUGCUCUUGUGAUGAAAGGGGGCUUAAAGAAAUAAACACAUGAAAGGACUUGGUUGUGUUAUCAAUAUAUCAUAUGGAUCUAUUACCACAUUUACUCUCUAGAACACAGUUUACCCAGAGGGUGAUUAAUUGGGUAUUCACGAGCACGGCAUAAUCAAUUGUGUCAAUGCAUGGGUUUUUUCAACAGUAGAUUACCCAGUCCCAUGUUCAACUAUUUGUUUUGUGCUUUACUGUUGAUUUAAAUAUUUUGUUACAUUUUUGUAUUGUGUUUUUUUUUUAUAUACAAUCAAUGGAUUUGUGUUAGAUUUUGCCACUGACUCAUGUUACUGUGUGUUAUUACUGAAAUUAGACAUCCAAGGACUAGCAGUGACAUAAUGUAUAAAUAUGUCAAUAUAUGAUAUCUCCAGUUAGUUGGUCUAGACUAGAGUGCACAAUUUGAGACUUUUCUGCUCUUGCUCUGCCUUUCAGUAAAGCCAGACUCAUUUAACUAAUAUUCUGUCUUCACAAUGUAUUUUUAAAUAAAGUAAAAAUACGACCCAUUUAAUUUAAAGGUACUCAUUUUUGUGUGAGUG